This is a messenger RNA of Plasmopara halstedii, 297 nucleotides long. RefSeq names its product ribosomal protein l35. The record is from RefSeq and is a predicted model, not a curated record. The transcript is spliced from 3 exons. NCBI's taxonomy places the organism in Eukaryota, Oomycota, Peronosporomycetes, Peronosporales, Peronosporaceae. The coding region runs from base 1 to 297 and encodes 98 amino acids.
AUGGCGCUCUUCCGUUCUCUUUUCCAACAUUACAAGGCUUUGCAUGUUGCACGUCCCACUCCGCCGUACUUCUCUGCCGUCUUGUCAGCCCCCAGCCCUCCUUCGCUAUUAGCAAUGCGUGCGGCAAUUGUUUUUCCACAACUUCAAUUUCGUGCCAUGGGUUACAAACUUAAGACAAAGGCAGCGGUUAAAAAGCGCUUUAAGAAAACGCGCGAGCGUAUACGCCGCCUCGGCCAGCCCGUGUUUGUGCAAGGCAAGAUCCGUAAAAAUAUCCUUCGAAUGCUCGGGAAGAAGUGA